CGCGAGAGGCAGAACUCAAUGCCCGUUCGCAACCGUUUAUCCGAGUUGGCCAAGUGAUAGUGCUGUAGUUGUUAAGUUGAGCUGAGUUUUAUAAUAUAAUUAACAAGUUCUGUUGAUAAUAAUAAAACUGGUGUUGGUUUUUAGUGACCCGGGUGGUGCCCGAAAUCCUGAACAAGAACAGCCGAGGAACUUACCACUGGUGUGUUUUAUUUAAAUGGUGACAAUAAAAUAAAUUUAUAAAAAUGAUAACGAUGUUCUGGAGGCGAAGCUAAACCAGGAGCAAAAGCUGAUUUCAAAUCAUAAUCAGAAUCAGAAGAAUAAUUCAGGAACAAAGUGGAUAUAAAACAGCAAGUGUAGACUCGCGCGUCAAUUGUCGUUGAAGUAGUCGAUCCUUCUUGCAGCCGUCGUGUGAGAGAGCCAAGAGGAUACAUUAUAUAUACAUACAUAUAUAGAUAUAUAGAUAUAGAUGUAUAAUACAUAAUAUAGAAUAUAGACAUAUAUACAAGGAGGGCCGUACGAUUGUAGAAUAAACGGGCACGAGAAAGACGGCUUUUCCAAACUUCGGGUCAAUGUACGAGGGUCGUUAGUACACGACGCCGUGGAUCCUGAUCAACUUAGUGAGCUUUAUGUUAACGAGUGUCUAGAGUUGCUCAUAAGCUCGUAAAAAAGUAUAUCGCUCCCGCGAUUUAUAAAACGACAGCGAUGACCCAUAAUGGUGGUCUUCUCGGGGUGCUCCCUGCUUCACGAAGACAGAGCCACGUUUGGGGAUGUGUUGCCCAGUGACCACUGAGGAGACGACACAAAAGUUGGUAGCUAUUGACAUUCUUGGUGCGUUUAAGCGUGCGUGCAUAUGUGUGUUCCCAUGAUCAUCGUCGCCGUGGUCGUGUCCGUCAUUGGUGGUUACCGUGCGUGCAACACCUCGGCACACCGGUGUCAUCCUUCAUUUGUAUCUCUAUGUAAAUAAAUUUUAUAAUUUUAAAACACGGGGAUUUAAAUUCCCCUAGUACCCGGUGUAACGAGUUUGCCAAGUACAUUUGUUCGGCAUUUAAGUACCUCGGUUGCAAGGAAAAUAAAAAAAUUCAUAAAUAAAUACCAGUGUUGGAAUAGAGUUUAAGUGACCAGUGGCAGUUGUCCGGUACAUAAAAUUAGUUGUCGAUAAUAAAUAGAGAAAGAAACAGGAGCAUGAUUUAUGAAAAAUGAAAUGGAGAUGAGUCUCCUCUAUGGAACUUUCAUCAGCGACUGGAAAUACUGACAAGCCCAAGGGUGGGCGUAAUUUAGGCAUUUUAGUGAUCAGUACGGUCCCACUUGUGGGCCAGAAUUUUUCAGAAGGUUGUGGACCAGUGAUACAAGAUGCAGAAGAGUGACAGUAGAACGGGCAGAGGCGAAAAGGAGCUUCCGAGAAACGACCGUGACAGGGAGCAGGAAGCUGCCAAGAGGACUUCUAGGGGCAGCGGAAACGCGACUAGAUCAAACAUGCACACCUCUAGGCAUAGUGUUACUUCCACCUCCGGAGUGUUGAUGGUUGGACCAAACUUCAGAGUUGGAAAGAAAAUUGGCUGUGGUAAUUUCGGGGAGCUUAGACUCGGAAAAAAUCUAUACAAUAAUGAACACGUAGCUAUUAAAAUGGAACCAAUGAAGUCAAAGGCGCCACAGCUUCAUUUAGAAUAUAGGUUUUACAAAUUAUUAGGCACACAUGUUCAUAACACGCAUAUAGAAGGUGUACCGGAGGUGUACUACUUCGGUCCGUGCGGUAAAUAUAACGCACUGGUGAUGGAACUCCUUGGACCGAGUUUGGAAGACUUGUUCGACUUAUGCGGGCGAAGAUUCACGCUCAAAACAGUUCUCAGCAUAGCAACACAACUGCUCCAUAGGAUAGAGUACGUACACAGUCGACAUCUGAUUUAUCGCGAUGUCAAGCCAGAGAAUUUCCUUAUUGGACGUAGUACGACUAAACGAGAGAAAAUAAUUCAUAUCAUCGAUUUUGGAUUGGCCAAAGAAUACAUAGAUUUGGAUACUAACAAGCACAUACCGUACCGGGAACACAAGAGUCUUACUGGCACUGCGCGCUAUAUGAGUAUCAACACUCAUCUUGGAAAAGAACAAAGCAGGCGAGAUGACUUGGAAGCACUUGGCCACAUGUUCAUGUACUUCUUGAGAGGCAGCUUGCCUUGGCAAGGGCUGAAGGCAGACACUCUGAAGGAACGUUAUCAGAAGAUAGGCGAUACCAAGCGAGCGACACCAAUUGAAGUACUUUGUGACGGUCAUCCCGAGGAAAUGGCGACUUAUUUACGCUACGUACGGAGAUUAGAUUUUUUCGAGACGCCUGAUUACGAGUAUCUGAGAAAACUUUUCCAGGAUCUUUUUGAACGAAGAGGAUUCGUCAAUGACGGCGAGUUUGAUUGGACGGGCAAGACUAUGCCCCCCAACUUUCAACAGCUUCGGCAGUUGAGAUUCGCUGCACCCUCUCAUCUUGGAAAAACUAAAUCAGACAAGUCGACACCAGUGGGAUCGAUGCAAACAGGACAUGAAAUCGUGGUGUCACCCAACCGAGAUCGGCAUCCUACCACUUACAAGGACGUGGCAGGUGGAGGGGUGGGAGUAGGCGGCGGUAAAGGGGUGGGAACCACAUGGCCCGAUACAGUCAAGCAAACGGGGGCUGGUGGUACAUUGACGCCUGCCGACAGACACGGCUCAGUACAGUUACGGCAUCAUCGGAUUAUGGUGGUAUCCUCGACAAAUGGUGAGCUGGCAAAUGACGAUCCAACUGCUGGACAUUCAAACACACCAAUAACUGCACCGCAGGAAGUGGAGAUGAUCGAUGAAACCAAUGUUUGCUUUAUUUCCAGAUGCUGCUGCUUUUUUAAACGAAAGAAGAAAAAAAGUGGACGACAGAAAUGACUGUCUGUUACUGUUGGGCUCGGGGGAACGGUACAGUGCGCGGAUAUUAGUGCUGGGGAUAAUAAUGUUAAUGCCAGAGGAACUUUAACUGGUGCCAGUGGAGCUGGAAGACAUCUAGGAGCCGGGGCCGGGGCUGGAGGUGCCGGUAAACGUUCUGGCAAAGACAACCAAGACAGUGGAGAUUCCGAACGCGAGGCUGUUAAAUUAUUGAGGGACGUCAGUCGUUCAGCCUCCAGGGAUUCUGUGCUACAGAAUACUACUGUCACAACAACACCCACGCCUACACCACCACCAUUGUCCAAUUGAACAAUCAUCUUCAUCCUCAUAGCCACUGAUACUCUACCACUGCUAUACAUUUAUUAUUAUCAUCUUCAUUAUUAAUUACUAAUUUUUAUUAUUAUUAUUAAUUAUUAUUAUUAUUACUAUUAUUAUUAUUAAUUAUUAAUUAUUACAAUUAUGUCAUAUUCAUCAGCCGUCGGUGUCUACAGUGUAAUUGACAUUUAAAAAAUUCGUUUUGUCUAUUGUUACAUUGUCUAGUAAUACAAAAUCAAUCGAUUUUGAUUUGUUAAUAAUUAAAAUUACAUAAAUUCAUUCAGCAGUUAAUUUAAUUAAUUAAUUAAUGAAUUUAAAAACUAAUUAAACUUUACAAUACAAUGGAAAAAAAAUGAUAAUAAUAAUAAACAAUGAAAUAAUAAAAGCAUUGAAAGAAAAUGUGUAAUAUAAUAACAGAUAAAUUUUUUUCCAUAGUAUAUUCUCAGGAGUAACAAAAUACAGUAACGAGGGCGGGGGAAUUGAUAAGUUUGUUAAUUAAAAAGCGAAAUUGAUGUGUUAUGCAGCUUUAUAUAGGAGCAAACAGCAAGCACUAUUAAAUUUAGAUAAAUAAUUUUAUAAUUUAUAUAAUUUAUAAUAAAUAAAUAACGCACUAUCUAUUUAAUUGUAAUCACCAAUAAAAUAAAAUGAUAAAUAUAUGACAGACUUUUAAAUAUACUUAGUCAUCUAGAUAAUUUAACGAGUUUAAUUUAUCUACAUAUCUACGUCUGUUAUAUUCUCGCGUUAUUAUUUUAUCCCAUUAACUAAAAAUUUUAAAUAAUAAUCAUAAUUAAAAUAAGACGUAAGAAAUAAAGGGUAUUAUCGGACAGUACCCCCACACUUUUUUUAAAUAUUCAAUGACUCAACUGUCAAGCGUAUUAAGGACAUGCUCAGACAGUCUCUCCCCACUUUUUAAAAAUAUUCAAUAACUUUCGAUUGUCAUGACGGCAUUCAAUUUUAUUAAUUAUUCAAAAAAAAAUUAAGGAAUUAAUUGAAAAAAAAGAUUUGCAAUUGCGCCAAGAUUUAAAUUUUCAAAAAAAUUUCUUACAGUUAUAAAUCAGGAAUCAAAUGAAAUUUGGAAUAUGUCGGUAUUAAAAUUCAAAUUCGUAGGGUAAAAUUUAUUUACCAAAUUUCGUUUGACUCCUAAUUGAUAACAAUUCUAAUUAAUUUUUUUUAAAUUCUAUACCUCGACGACAAUUGUAACCAAGUUGUCUUUUUUGCAAUCAAUGCUUCAAUUUCCUUUCACUCAAUUGAUAAAAUUGUAAUACGGUAAUGACAGUUCGUUGAUUGAAUAUUUUUAAAAAAUGGGAGGUGUCGUCUGAGGAUGCCCUGAAAUAUCAAUUAAUUGUCUUUUUGCUGUUGCAUCCUUAUAUUUUAAAUAUAAUAAUUAUACCAUCAUUUCGUUUUAAAUAAAUAUAUUAUAUAUAUAAAUAUAUAAAUAGCUUUGGAAGAAGAAUAAUGUGUGAUGAUGAUUAUGUCUUCUGUGUAUUUAAAUAUCAGUGAAAGUGAAAAUGUGCGAAUGAGGUAACGAGUCACGAGCAAUUGCGUGCUGUACAGUUUUGUUUAAUCUCCUCUAUUAUUAUUUUUUAUUAAAAUCUCAUAUUAUCUGUGUGACGUGUGCUAUCACUACUGAUAACUGAUUAUCAUUUAAAUUUAUCAAACAGAUGUUACUAUUACUAUUAUUAUUAUUAUAAAUUAUAAAUUAUUAAUUAACAAUUCUUCCGUUAAAAUCGUCCAUUGUAUGAUCUCUCUGUGUUGUAUUUAUUUACUUGAUCAUUUUGAUAAUUAAAUCUAAUUUAUGACGUUGGUUAAUUUAAAAAAAAAAUAUAUAUAAAAUAUUUAAGUUGAAUUACGUGGAAUCGUUUAAAUAAUUGUGGCAAUUUAAUGUAUAGAAUUAUUAUUUUUUUUUUUAUUUAUUAUUAUUAUUAUUUUUCAUAUAUAAAAACUGGACUGUAAAAGAUUUAACACUUUUCUGAAUGUAUCCGAUAAUAAAAUAACAUUUUUUAAAGUCUUUUUUAAUACACGACUGACUGCUGGUUAAGUUCGGUUGUGAAAUAAUCAAUCAAGUGUUUUAUUAUUUUUAAUUUUACUUUUAUUUUUUUUUUCUAUGGGCGUUAAACGCUACCAUAAUUUUUGUAAUUUAUUUUAACGGAUGAUUGAGUUUUUAAAUUGAAAUAUGAUCCACGUAAAUGCCUUGUAAAUUUUUUUAACAGGAAAAUUUAAAUAAAAAAUAAUAUCAGAGUUAAUAAUUAAAAUAAUUUAAAUUAAAUUUAAUUACACUUGAGCUUAUUUCGGCAAUCGCCAAAAGAACCAGAACAUUUAUAAUGAUUUUUUUACCUGAUGACCAUUUUUCACAAACUUUAAUAUUUAUCAGAUAUUGUUAUAUUUAAAUUUAACGGAGCUUCGUAAUAAUAAAUAAAUAUAAAUAAUGUCCAAGUCAAUUUUGUAAUUUUUAAAGCGAUAAUUAUUCACACAAUACCACGAUUUUAAAAAACUGUAAAUUAAUUGUGAUGUUAAUAAGGAAAAAAAAAAUUGGUGACGAAUGUGCGUGUACUUGUGUUGCGUUAUUUUGUAAAUAAAUGAUAUAAACAAUGGAUUUUGAUCAGUAAAAUAAUAAAUACAAAUAAGUAUAACUUUGGAUAAAAAAAUAGUUACUGUAAUAAACUAUUUAAUUACAAUUAUUAUUAAUUUACAAUGUAAUAAAUACUGCGUUUAAAUGAUAAUGAUAAAUUUAAGUGCGACACGAUUCCCUCGCCUUAAUAAAUUAUUUUAUUGUAAUAAUUUAUAAUGAUUUAUAUAAAUUGUCUGAUGAAUUUAUUAUUAUUAUUUAUAUUUUUAAGAUUUAUUAGUUAAUUAACGAUAAAUUAGAGACAUCGUCGGAAUAAUUCGAGCCAAUCUCUUAAUAUUAUUUUUAUUAUUUAAAUUAUGUCGACUGCUUUUCUUUUGUAUGGCCAGCAAAAGGACACACGAGUAAUGCGAAUAUAUAUAAAUAUAUACAGCCAUAAGUUCCUUUUAUAUAAUUAUUAUUAUUAUUUUUUUUUUUAAUUAAAAUGUUAAUUAACUGUGACGUUAUUUCGUCAGUUUGUUAGCUGUCGUAAUAAUAAAAUAUUAAAUAAAAAUAAUGAUAAAUAAAUAAAUAAUAAAAUAUAAAAGAUGAGAGUAGGUUGUUUGGAGUUUAGAUUUAAAUUAAAACGUUAGCCAAUUAAUUGUCAAGUUGAUUAAUGAAAGUAGUGAGAAACACGUGGUUGUACAAUUUAAAUAUUCCAUUAUAAUUAUUAUUAUUUUUAUUAUUAUUGAUUACUAUAAUUAUAAUUAAUAUUAAUAUUAAUAUUUAAAAAAAUAUUUUGGUUGUCGCGCUCGGCUCCAGGUAACGGCGUCACCUGUAAUUUUAUACUCAAAUAUCUUUACUGCCCGCAUAUACUAGAAAUAGAUUGUUAAAGAAAUUAAUGAAAAAAAAAAAAAGUUAAUAAAAAAGAUCGUGCACGAAAGUACGCCUCGUCCUCUUCCUGGCCGAUCUCAAUCUCAAUCCCUCUAAUGCACUAUAAGGAAUUCACUAUUAUUAUUUUUAAAUAAAUUUAUUAAUUAGUUUAUGUACAUAAAGUAUUUUAAUUAUAUAUAUUGUGGCUAAAUUUAUUAAAAAAAAAAAAACGUUUUAAAAUAA
Microplitis mediator is the source of this 6868-nucleotide messenger RNA. It is a transcript of the gene gish, whose product is annotated as casein kinase I. Bases 1351 to 2898 code for a protein of 515 amino acids. Gene Ontology annotation, molecular function: protein serine/threonine kinase activity; ATP binding. Lineage: Eukaryota; Metazoa; Arthropoda; Insecta; Hymenoptera; Braconidae. The transcript is spliced from 13 exons. Gene Ontology annotation, cellular component: cytoplasm; plasma membrane; nucleus. The record is from RefSeq and is a predicted model, not a curated record. Gene Ontology annotation, biological process: endocytosis; peptidyl-serine phosphorylation; positive regulation of canonical Wnt signaling pathway.